Molecule: messenger RNA, 2015 nt
Organism: Morus notabilis
Lineage: Eukaryota; Viridiplantae; Streptophyta; Magnoliopsida; Rosales; Moraceae
Product: rust resistance kinase Lr10
Exons: 3
Coding region: 7-1875 (622 amino acids)
Biological process (GO): protein phosphorylation
Molecular function (GO): protein kinase activity; polysaccharide binding; ATP binding
Source: RefSeq, a predicted model, not a curated record
CAAAAAAUGUCUCUUGCAUACUUGAUCCUUCUUUUUCUCUACCUCUUGACGAACUCCACUUGCAACGAACAGGACAAUAAGUUCCGUUCUAGGCUACACCCCAAACCGGAGGACAACGAUUGUUCUCCUUCUUCCUGUGGUAAACUCCAUGGAAUAAGAUACCCUUUCUGGCUUAAAACUCAUUCAAAAACCCGUCCCAAGAACUGCGGCGACGAAAGGUAUAGCCUCUCCUGCGAGAACAACAUCACAAAACUACAACUUUACGCUGAAAAAUACCAUGUCGAAGCAAUCAACUACGACAACGAAACCAUCCGAAUUGCGGAUCCCAACGUUCAGAAGAACAACUGCUCCUCUCUCCCUCGCUGUUCUCUCUCCGACUACAACUUCAGUUAUGGCGAUCCAUACGAGCUCAGCCAACUAAAAACGUCUGUCAUUUUCCUGAGUUGCGAAAAUCCAGUUGUGUCUACUCUAUACGUAGAGCGCAGUGCUGGUUCUUGUGCUAAUACUGGUGCUUUGACACAAUCCAAAAGGCAUUCUUAUGUUGUGGUCAAUGGAAGCGUGUCUGAUCUGGUUGACUCCUGCACUGUAGAGCUAAUGUUUAUGGUGUCGAGCCUCGAAAGGAGUUACGGCAAACCUUCGUUUGCAGACAUCCAAGACGGGCUCGCUUACGGGAUUGAGCUUUCAUGGGGGAGAACGCUUAUAGAAUAUGAAGAACUCGAGCAGAGCUACUCAGUAUUACUAGCAAUUGGAGGGGUGUGGUUAUCAAAGGCCUUGUACGGGAGUCUAAUAAUGACGAUUAUUUUGUUGAUUUACAAACGGAGAAAGCAUCAUUUAUCAAUGGAUGGAUGUAUCGAAGAAUUUCUACGAAGUUGUAACAAUCUCAUGCCAGUAAGAUACUCAUACUCUGAGGUCAGAAAGAUGACUAAAGGCUUUGCAGACAAAUUGGGUGAAGGAGGCUAUGGCUCUGUAUAUAAAGGAAAACUUCGUAGCGGUGGCUUAAUAGCAGUCAAAAUGUUGGGUGGUUCCAAAGCUAAGUUCGGCGAAGAUUUCAUAAAUGAAGUUGCUACCAUAGGAAGGAUUCACCACGUGAAUGUUGUGCAACUUAUUGGGUUUUGCGCCGAGGGAUCGAAGCGCGCUCUUGUUUAUGACUUCAUGCCUAAGGGGUCCCUUGAUAAACACAUAUUUUCCAGUGAUGGAACUAACUCUUUGAGCUGCAAGAAGAAGCUUGAGAUUUCGCUAGGAGUGGCUCGUGGGAUCGAAUAUCUUCACCGAGGAUGUGAGAUGCAAAUUCUGCAUUUCGAUAUCAAGCCUCACAACAUUCUUCUAGACGAGAAUUUCGUUCCGAAAGUUUCCGAUUUUGGGCUAGCGAGAUCAUGCCCGUUGCGCGAUAAUAUUGUCUCUCUGACCGCAGCAAGAGGAACCUUAGGAUACAUAGCUCCGGAGUUAUUCUACAAGAACAUCGGAGGAGUCUCCUACAAAGCCGACGUCUAUAGUUUCGGAAUGUUGUUGAUGGAAAUGGCGAGUAGAAGGAAGAAUUUGAAUGCGGUUGCCGAGCGUUCGAGCCAAAUUUACUUUCCUUCGUGGGUGUAUGACCAAUUUAGUGAAGGAAAAAACGUGGUAGAGAUGGAAAAUAUAGUUGAAGAGGAUUCAAAAACAUUAAGGAAGAUGAUUAUUGUAGCAUUAUGGUGUAUACAGUUGAAGCCAAUUGAUCGUCCAUCAAUGAACAAAGUUAUAAAAAUGCUUGAAGGAGAUGUUGAAUGCCUACAAAUGCCCCCAAAGCCUUCCCUAUCUCCACAAGAGAAACCGGUAUUGGUAGAGCAUGCUCCGACGCAAUCAUCAAUACCAUCAAACGACUCGACGACUCUACCAAGAUAAAGUUUGGUUUCAAUGGCAAAUGGGGAGAUAUUGUAACUGAUUAAGACAUAAUUUGUAAUUACUGCUUGAUCUUUUAUUGCUAUUUAAACUUUAUUUAAGACCAAGUAACGUCAUUUAUUCUUGCGUCCAGCUUUUGUAAA